Pyricularia oryzae 70-15 is the source of this 1338-nucleotide messenger RNA. RefSeq names its product O-methyltransferase. Gene Ontology annotation, molecular function: O-methyltransferase activity. The record is from RefSeq and is a predicted model, not a curated record. Lineage: Eukaryota; Fungi; Ascomycota; Sordariomycetes; Magnaporthales; Pyriculariaceae. The transcript is spliced from 2 exons. The coding region runs from base 1 to 1338 and encodes 445 amino acids.
AUGCCCACAGUCACGAUCAAAGACGACGGAGAGCUGAUGCAGCUCGCAUCAUCAAUCCACACAGCUGCCGCCAACAUCAAGGCCUUUUGCGAAACUGAAGGUCUCCAGCAGCCAUCCUCGUCUUUGGUUCCAAAGGUGCCACGGACCCUCCACAACGCGCCGUAUUUCGAGGACAGGGAUGCGCUCCUCGCCGCGGCCGAGCAGCUCAUCCGUCUGGUCCGUGGACCGAGGGAGCAUUUGAUCGCUCUGAGCUUUGAGCACAACGCGACGGCCUCUCUGCAAAUUAUUAUGAAGUACAGUCUGGCCAGGCACGUGCCGCUCAAAGGCACCACUACAUACGGCGCCAUCGCCCAAGCAGUGGGCAAAAAGGAGGUUACGCCGGCGCUGGUUGGGCGGGUCCUCGAACACGCUGCGACUUUCGACCUGUUCGAUGUUAGGAGCGGCGGCGUCGUGUCGCACAAUAUCACCUCGUCUCUCCUCGUCACCGAUCCCGACCUCGAAUCCUGGAUGGAAAUCAACGCCACAGUGGCCUACCCCGCUGGUGCAGCCAUUGUAAAAGCCUUGGAGACGUACGGUUAUAGCCCGGAGGUAGAUGAGGCUCCGUUUGGAGUUUCGAUCGGACGCAAGAUUGGUCAAUUUGAGCAAUACCGAGAGCCGAGGGCGGACGGGAAACGAUACCACGAAAUCUUUGCCCGUGCCAUGAAGGGCAUCGGCGCCGAGGGCAAUUACGAUUACCAGCACGUCGUUGACGGCGGCUACCCUUGGCACGAGCUGGAAAAGGGUGCUGGUCACCUGGUGGUGGAUAUCGGCGGCGGAACGGGCCACGUUUCGGUGGCCGUUGCCAAAAGAUACAGAGGCCUCAGGUUCGAAGUCCAGGACCUCCCAGAGACCAUCGAGAUGGGCGAGCAGCUGUGCCCGGUGGAGCUGAAGGACCGAAUCAAGUUCCGCCCCAACGACUUUAUGACGCCGCAAACCCCACGACGGGAUGUCCAGGACGAGGGCGUUGCGUAUUUUUGCCGUUGGAUCCUCCACGAUUGGAGUGACAAGUAUGCGAGCAAGAUCCUGCAGGGACUCGUGUGUGCUCUCCGACCACAAGACCGAAUUAUUAUCAACGAGGUCCUUGUCCCCGAACCUGGGACGGACCGCCACAAGGCGCGAAGGGUGCAUGAUGGCGACUUGCUAAUGUAUAUGAACCUCAACGGGCGCGAGCGAAAUAUUGGAGCGUUUGAGGAACUGGGCAAAUCCGUGACUCCUCAGUUGAGAGUGCACAGAGUUCACCACCUGACGCAGGGUGCGCUUUCCAUCAUUGAGAUGGUCCGGGUCGACUCUACUUUGUAG